This is a messenger RNA of Epinephelus fuscoguttatus (brown-marbled grouper), 1950 nucleotides long. It is a transcript of the gene mettl22, whose product is annotated as methyltransferase 22, Kin17 lysine. Bases 512 to 1795 code for a protein of 427 amino acids. Gene Ontology annotation, molecular function: protein methyltransferase activity. Gene Ontology annotation, cellular component: nucleus. The transcript is spliced from 14 exons. Lineage: Eukaryota; Metazoa; Chordata; Actinopteri; Perciformes; Serranidae. Gene Ontology annotation, biological process: protein methylation. The record is from RefSeq and is a predicted model, not a curated record.
UAUGACAUUCAUUUCCAAAAACAUCUCUUAGCUGCAUUUUGUUUGGUUUCUUCUACACGUUUGAAAGGAGUAGGCUAAAGAUCCACCAGCUAACGUUAGUUCAGAGCUCUAUCCACCGGACAUCGUGGGAACUUUCUGCUGCGGAGGUGAAACGUAAACGAAACUUAAUGAGUUAAUGGUGCGGACGCUAUGGCCAUAGCCGUGCGUAAUGGCCGUCCGUAAUGACAGCUGUUCUGGGACCGUUGAAGAACCUCGCCGAUGCGACACAGUUGUAAUAGCUAUCACCUGCCUGUUUGUGUUGGAGGGAAGAGAGGAGUUGACAACCGCUCUAUUUAAAACCACACACUGUCAGAGUCAGUGUAAUGUGAGCUUCCCUGGCUCUGUCUGUGUGGGAGCAGCGCAGUAUCACACACCCCGUCAAUUCUCACCUACACAUGCAUGAAGAAAGAGUCUCCCCAGGUGUUGGGAAGCAGAUUACUGCCCUGCUGUUCUGUACCAUGAAUGAUGAGCCAUGGACCAGAUCACUUUCCAGCAUGAUACUGUGCUGUCUGAUAUUCAUAUGCUUCUGCCCAACGCACACCACCUUAUGACACGCCUCAAUGGUGUUGGACAGCCCGUCUUCAUCUCUAAAUUCAAGAUCAUCUCAGAUGGUGAAAGGCAUGACAGAAAUGAUCCAGGGAAAGGUUUGAAGGAGGUGGAGGAAUACGAUAAAAAAAAGGAAGACGGGGGAAAAGACACAAAAGUCGCACAAGGAAAAGAUGGAGAGGAAGGCGGGAAAGGAAAUGUGGAACCAUUUUUGGAUGAGGACGGAGACCUUGACAUCAUGCAUCGCCCGAGGACAAACCCUAAGGAGGACAGUGGCCGAGAUGCGGUCUGUCCUGUCAUUCUCCAACAGUCCAACCCUGUCCUGGAACAAGAAGAGGGGGAUACGGAUGAUGAAGAUGAUAAGCCUUUAAACAUUAUAAAGAUUGAGCACACUAUGGCCACACCCCUGGAGGAUGUUGGCAAACAGGUGUGGCGAGGGGCAUUAUUCUUGGCUGACUUUAUCGUCUCUAAACCACACAUAUUCAGAGGAGCCACAGUCCUGGAGCUGGGAGCGGGAACCGGCUUAACCAGCAUCAUUAUGGCAACCAUAGCCAAAACAGUGUACUGCACAGAUGUGGGAGAAGACCUUUUAAGCAUGUGCAAGAAAAAUGUGACAUUAAAUAGACACAUGAUGGAGCCUGCAGGUGGUAAUGUGAGAGUGAAACAGUUGGAUUGGCUCCAGUGUGACCUCUGUACAGAUGCUGACAUGGAGUUUAGCUGGACAGAGGAGGAAGUAGCAGAUAUUUACAACAACACUAAGAUUAUCAUCGCUGCUGACGUUUGCUAUGAUGAUGAUCUGACAGAUGGCCUUUUCCGAACACUGUACCGACUCUGCUGUAGCUUUUCUCACACCUGCACAAUCUUCAUCUCCAUAGAGAAAAGGAUGAACUUCACCCUGCGACACAUGGAUGUUUCCUGUGAUGCCUACAACCAUUUCCGCCACUGUCUGUUCCAACUCCAGGACCUGGUGGAUGGACGAUGCAGCUUUCGAGUGGAACAGCUCCCUUCUAACUUCGCUCACUUUCUUCUGUAUGAACGCAUAGAGCAACUGGUUCGAAAGACACACACAUGCACAAACAGGACCUAUACAUGCACAAGGUGGAGAGAUGUCGGAGUGGGGGGGCUGCCUCUCACUCGAGAGUCCGGACUUCGCAAGAAUGGGAGGACGGGAGUACAGUCAUUUCUGCUUUUGGAACAGCAGCAAACGUGAUGAUGUCACCACUUCCGCUCGCCUUGGCUGUUGUAGCCUACUGUAUUGUAUGCAUUUAGAAUAAAACAAUAUAAACACAGCCCAGCCCUGCAUCUUUUCAUCUUUAGAAAUUAAUAUGUGUAUGUUUUUAACGUUUCAACAUAUAUAACUGACGC